Budorcas taxicolor (takin) is the source of this 1605-nucleotide messenger RNA. RefSeq names its product coiled-coil domain containing 183 (gene CCDC183). NCBI's taxonomy places the organism in Eukaryota, Metazoa, Chordata, Mammalia, Artiodactyla, Bovidae. Bases 1 to 1605 code for a protein of 534 amino acids. The transcript has 14 exons. The record is from RefSeq and is a predicted model, not a curated record.
AUGAAGAUCCGCAACGAGGCGGAGAUGGAGGAGCAGAUCCAAGAGCUGAAGACCAUCACUCGGCUCCAGGAACAAUGUCGGGCGCUGCAGAUCCAGUCAGUGAAGGAGAAGACAGUCAAGAACAAGGCCACGCUGGCUCUCCUGCGCAGCAACAUCCGCCGCAGGUCCCAGGAGUGGGCUUUGGCCAAGAAGUACGACCAGUGGGCCAUCUCCAGGGCCUGCGGGAAGGACGUGCCCAUGAGGCUGGCCAACAGCCGCUGCACCAUGGAGGUGGCGCGGGAGAAGCUGCGCAAGUAUGUUUUCGACCGCGUGAACGUGCACAACGUGCUGAUCCACUUGGUGCGGCGGCGCGGGCGGAAGCUGGAGAGUAUGCGGCUGGAACUGGCCGGCCUGAAGAGCCAGCCGGACGCCACCAAGGAGGAGCUGCGCCUGCAGCAGGUCAUCCGUCAGCUGGAGAACAACAUAGAAAAGACGACGAUCAAGAUCACCACAAGCCAAAAUAUCCACCUCCUGUAUAUGGGCCUGCUGGACCACCUGAAGAAGAAGCUGGCAGGAUACCCCACAGAGCUGGACAAGCUGCAGAAUCUCGUGAGCAACUACUGCUUGGAGCUGUCGGACAUGACGGUCAUGUCCCAGGACGCCAUGAUGAUUACGGAUGAGGUCAAGAUGAACAUGAGGCAAGGGGAGGCCACCUUCAUCGAGGAGCGCCGGGCACGAGAGAACCGGCUGAACCAGCAGAAGAAGCUGAUCGACAAGAUCCACACCAAGGAGACCAGCGAGAAGUACCGCCGGGGCCGGCGGGACUUGGACUUCCCCUCCAACCUGAUGGGUCCGGAAACUCUGAAAGUGAGGAAGAGAGAGGCCUCCAAGGCUGACGUCGAAUACGAAACGAAUGUGACUGCUCUGGUGGAGAAGGUCAAGACUGCCGUGCAGUGCUCCCACCUCUGGGACGUUGCCGGCCGGUUCCUGGCUCAGAAGGGCACGGAGGAGGACCUGGAGCUGCAGAAGGAGGACUGUGAGGAGAGGCGGGCGCAGCUGGAGGCCUUGAUGAAGAAGCUGGAGAUAGAGGAGGCCACGCUCAAGUUCCGCCAGACGCCCAGCUCCGUCAGCUUUAAGUCUGUCGAGAAGAAAAUGAACGAUAUGCUGAAGGAGGAGGAAGAGCGGCUGCAGCUGGCUCACAGCAAGAUGACCAAGAGUCAGAAGCUGCUGCUGACCAUCCAGACCGGCAUCGACAACCUCUACAUCCGCCUGAUUGGCAUCCCCCUGCCCACAGGCCAGAAGGAAGCAGCGCCCUCGACCACCCUGGACAUGUACAGCAAGCUGGCGUACUGCGAGGGGAGGCUGCUAUACCUGGCUGACCGAGUGCAGACGCUGGCUGGAACGGAGGAGGUCAACAACAAGGUGAGGGAUGUGCUGGAGUCCUCUACCCUGAAGGAGAAGCAGAACACCAGGAUCAGCUUUGAGGAGACGGAGGAGGACGUCAUAGAGACCUUCCAGUUCGCCGACGUGGACCACAGUUACGUGCCCUCGCGGGCCGAGAUCAAGAGGCAGGGUCAGCGGCUGAUGGAGGAGAAGCUCAAGGUGGCCAAGAAGAAGAAGAAGUGA